AACUUGACCCAAUUUCGGUUUUGGCCAUAAAAUAAGCCUUAAGCACUUGAGCAUAAACAUAAAUAACAAUUUUCAUUUCAGCCAAGCUCCUCAAGAUCAGGCCAAUUAAGAGCAGCCAGACAGCCUACUCGCAACCAGACACAAGUCCCCGCCCCCCCGCUAGUGUCAGCAGCAACAGGUGUUGGCAACGGCAACGCGACCAAGUGGCAUCAUUUGCGGUUGCUGCCGCAUCGCAUCGCGUCGCGUCACAAACGGGAAAUUGGAAAAUCGGCAACAUGUUCUUGUGGCAACAGCAAUUUGUAUGUCACGCUGCUUGGGCAACCAGAACGACCAUUAAACUGGCCGUCUUGCUGCUAGCAGCGCUGCAGGCGCCAGCCCCAAUCGCUGCCUCAGCAUUAGCCACACCUGUCGGUGUCAACUCCAUUCCCGCCGCCGCCUCCGCCCCCAACACAAUGCAGAUCCAGACUUUGCAGGUGAACUGCACGCGUGAGCUACUCGACAUGCAGCUGACAUUGAACCGCAAUUUUCGAGGUGUGCUCUAUGCCAAGGACUUUCCACUCGAGUGCCGCACGCGUGGCCAGGACGAUGCCCAGUUAUCACUGCGCAUUCCCACCUCGGGCUGUGGUGUGCGCGCCGAGCCGCUGCCCGACGGCGGCAUGGAGUACACAGUCCGCAUUAUGCUGCAAAUGGAACAAAAGCUGCGCCAGAGCACGGAUAUACUGAAAACUGUGCGCUGUCAGCUGCCUGCCCAGGCCAUGGGGAUGACGCUGCCUCUAAGUGGACGUGAUAGAAAUGCACGCAUGCGAGCUUUGGCUGCCGCCGCUGCAGUUACACACACACACAUGGAAACGCCGCACGUGCGUAUUUGGCUGGAGCUGGGUGGCCCACAUGGUGCUGGCUCUGUGGAGGUGGGCGUGGCAACCACUUUAACCGUGCGCGCCAUUGUGCCGGGCAAUAUAGGCGUGCGUGUAGUGGACUGUGCCGCCUUGGAUGGGUUGGGUGAAUCUACGCAGCAACUGCUCGAUGCGCGCGGCUGUCCCAUAGACGAGCAGGUCAUGCCGGCGUUGCAUACACGCCACAAGCCCGCCGAGGAGGGCUGGUCGAAGCAGCAUGAGGAAGAUUUGGUCGAACGUACGUUUAUGGCCACGUUUCCCGCCUUUAAGUUUCCCGAUCGCGAGCGUCUCCAUGUUAGCUGUGGCGUGCAGCUUUGCAAAGGGAAGUGCCCAAAUCUAAAUUGUCGCCUGGCCGAGCAACCGCUGCAGCUGAACAUGGAUCAGCACUUGGCGCGCAUUGAAGUCUUCAAUUCAUUGGCCGUGACUGCACCACAGAUCGAAGUCGAUCGUCUGCGCUAUGAUCGACGCUAUAAUAUGAGUGUGGAUGAGUAUGGGCCACAUGUGCGUCCUUUGCCCAGCGAGGGCACGCUGUGUCUAUCCAUCUCCAAGUUGGCCCUAUCCUUUUGCAUUUUGGGCUCCAUAUUUUUAGUGGCAAUCAUUGUUGCCAUUUGCUCGCUCAUACGAUCGCGUCGACGUCGUCUGGCUGGAUCAAGUGGCUCCGGGUCGGGUCUAAUGGGCGCUGGCACCAUUGCCAGCAACUCGAAUAGCAGCAGUCGCUUGCAUCGCGCUGAAAUUUGCACAUCCAUGUUCUCCUCCAGCAGCGAAUCGGCGCAGUCGGCACCACGUUUUGCUGGCAAAUUUUUAAUGCCCUUGCCCUACUAUCCAAAUACGUUGCCCUACGGACGUGUCUACUAGUUGUAUGAGUUAUUAUAAUAUUUUUUUUUUGGGUAUAUUUGGUAUUAUAACAAAUACUAUACAGACUGACUGGCUACGAAAUUCGUUUAACGAAUGCUUAAAACGCAGUAAA
This is a messenger RNA of Drosophila busckii, 1860 nucleotides long. RefSeq lists its product as uncharacterized. Bases 276 to 1748 code for a protein of 490 amino acids. The record is from RefSeq and is a predicted model, not a curated record. The transcript has 5 exons. Lineage: Eukaryota; Metazoa; Arthropoda; Insecta; Diptera; Drosophilidae.